Molecule: messenger RNA, 1534 nt
Organism: Marchantia polymorpha subsp. ruderalis
Lineage: Eukaryota; Viridiplantae; Streptophyta; Marchantiopsida; Marchantiales; Marchantiaceae
Source: the annotation of a GenBank genome assembly
UUGUCCAAUGACUACAUGUUUCUCGCGAAGAAACUGUGCACAUGGAACUCACUUUUCCAAGCCAUAAACUGGUGGAUUUUGGACUCGAGAGUCCGAAGGCCAUGUUCGCAAACUUCCCGAGUGUUAUGCGGCCAACUUGAAGGGCAUUUCUGUAUCGUAGACCACAGCAGAUAGCUGAGUGGAGCAGAUUGCCCAGAGUCUCAGACAUGGUUUGCCCGUGAGAUCCAACCACUAUACACUGCUGAUUCGGUCCUUCUAAUGAACGGAUUGGCGGUGAUUACAGAUCGCAGCGAGCGGAGGGAGUCUCGAAGAUUCGCUGUCGCAAGUGAGAUGAUUUUGAUAUCAGGCAACGUGCGUUGCUGGAGUGGUGCAAUUUUUCUCGAGGUUUAGGAGGUAAUGUCUGCCUGGUGUUGUUUUUCACCAGACAGCCCUCUCAAUACACCUUACGAGAAUCGCUAUUAUUGCCAACGUCAUGUCACGCCAACGAGCAGCUCUGCAGCCUCCUCCUCCGCUUUUGUCAGCUGUCCCACCCGCAGUUGUGCAUGAGUUUGCGAAGGUGGCAGUAACUGGACUUUUGAAGGGUGAGACUUCUUCAAAAGGUUUCACUAAAGCUGCAAAGCAGUUACAAACGACAGUUGAGGCAGUGUCGCAGGCUGUAUCUGCCGUUUCUAACAUCUACUCGAGAGCAUCACGAGCUAAUCUUUCAUACCAACAGUUGGUUGACUUCCUGGCAAUUCAGGGUUAUGCGGAGGCCUUGAGACUGGCUUUGGCUGAUUAUUUCAUUGAGCGGGUUGGGGAGAUUAGAGAGUAUGUUUCAUUAGCAGUGCUACAGAUGCCUACGUAUCGAAGUUUGGAUUGGCGCUUAGAUUUGCAGAUCGCUAGCAGAAGCUUACGGCAUCAGUCGGCUCCAGUCUUCGUCUUGAGCUUGACUAUACAGCCACCGCGAAUAUUUCAGAAAACCGAUAAGGACGAUCAAGGUGAAGAAACGAAGGUGGUUUUUUUGGAGGCGAAGUACGCAACUUUGAAGGCAGUAUGUUCUCAGCUAGAAUUAGCCAUCGGGGAGGCACGGAGUGGUGCUCACGGGCAGCGUGUUAUGCGGCUUUUUAAGUAAACUUGAGUGAGCUCUUCUCUUGCAGUCCUUCAGGAGGCGUUUACAGACAAGCUAUGGCCAUCCAGUGAAUUUGAACGGCUUCAGCUCUGAACGUAUAUAAAGUAAGAGGACACCUGAUUGUGAGAAGCCGCACGGACUCGACCAUUUCAUGUUUGUGUUAUACAAGCCCGAUGGUCGAUCAUCAACACCACCGUCAUGUUGAAGUUAGGAUCUUUUUACAGCACUGUUUCCUUGUUAUUGUAUAAGCUACUAUAAUUCAUUUCACUGGACAGAAACACGUGGACUCGCUUAUCAAGUUACACCCUAACAGCCUCGUAUACUGCUCGAAUUUCACACUUGAACAUCAAUGCGACAAAAAAAUCUAUGGAAUACAGAGUCCUCCAUUACUUGAUGCCUCACUGUUACUGGCAUUCUUUGUCUGCU